This is a messenger RNA of Cylas formicarius (sweet potato weevil), 5315 nucleotides long. It is a transcript of the gene Dd, whose product is annotated as CTD nuclear envelope phosphatase 1 homolog. The transcript has 6 exons. Gene Ontology annotation, molecular function: protein serine/threonine phosphatase activity. NCBI's taxonomy places the organism in Eukaryota, Metazoa, Arthropoda, Insecta, Coleoptera, Brentidae. The record is from RefSeq and is a predicted model, not a curated record. The coding region runs from base 294 to 1238 and encodes 314 amino acids.
CAUAUACCGCAGUAUCAUGGAUUAGUUUUUUAAAAAUAAUCAUUCCUAAUGCAGCCUAAUUAUCAUUGAUUCCGGAUUGGUCAAACCACCAAUAUUUUUUUCCAUGGUGAUAUCAGCCUGUUAUAAUAAUUAGCAUAAAUUCGUUCUCUGGUGAACAGUUUUGAUUGAUGCCGAAGGUAAAAUGUGAUAAAGGGAAGCAUCAAAAUCGAAAUUCAUUUUGUUUGCGCGUAAAUAUUAUACAUGUUCUUUAAUUUCAUUUAUUUUUCUGGGAUAUAAGUUACUUCAAACUUCAAAUGUGGAAACAAUUGGAGAUGGGUCUUAGAGCUUUUUGGCUUAUAGCGUCUCGAAUAUGGGGAUGUUUAUGUUUUACUCUAAGAAAGCAAACGAGAUCGAUAAUACAACACCAGUCCGUAAAAUAUGAUCUGUUUCCUCUGUCUCCACUGUCACGGCACCGAUUAAGUAUAGUUAAGAGAAAAAUCUUGGUGCUAGAUUUAGACGAAACUUUGAUUCAUUCACAUCAUGAUGGUGUUGUGAGACAAACUGUAAGGCCUGGGGUUCCACCUGAUUUUAGCUUAAAAGUGAUCAUUGAUAGACAUCCAGUUAGGUUCUUUGUGCACAAACGUCCGCAUGUUGACUUUUUUCUGGAUAUUGUUUCUCAAUGGUAUGAAUUAGUUAUAUACACAGCAAGCAUGGAGAUUUAUGGUGCUGCAGUUGCUGAUAAAUUGGAUGCCGGCCGAGGCAUUCUAAAGAGGCGGUUCUACCGGCAACACUGUACUCCAUUGUUUUGUGGUUAUACUAAAGACCUCAGUUCUAUUUGCGAAGAUCUCUCUAGCAUAUUUAUUGUAGACAAUAGCCCAGGAGCAUAUAAAACCUAUCCCUUUAAUGCGAUACCCAUCAAGUCAUGGUUCUCAGAUCCAACGGAUGUUGCGUUACUUAACUUAUUACCUGUCUUGGACGCCUUGAGAUUUACAUCAGAUGUCCGUUCCAUACUCGCUCGUAACUUGCACCUUGCAGGAGGCAGUAGAGUGACUGCGCCUCAAGUGAUUCGACUGUCAGAACGCCAGCCUGACUCUGAUCCAGGUCAAUCAAUGUCACCACGAACUUCAGGGAAUAAUAUUGACGAGCUGGCUGAAAGUAUCGUUACAAGGGUGGAGGAGUCACCGGAUGAACAACCAUCUGUGCUGUCCAUCAAAGAGAAGCGAUUUAAAUCGCGCAUACCGCAACGUAUGUGCAAUUGACGGUUGAAGAAGUAGGGAAAAUCCUUUUUAUCACCUGUUGAAAUUUCCAUCUGUUUUAGUUUUGUUAUUCUCAUUUGCGCUGAAUACCAAAUUACUGGUAUGCAAAAUGGUAGCGGUUCCUGUUCAAUAAAUUGUAGGUAAAUGUAAAAUGUACAUCAAAUUUCAUCACUUUUGAGGGAUAUUUAUAUUUAGCAAAAUUGCUACAAGUAUUGAUUUUAUUUUGAAGGUUUUUUUUCUUGGGCUCUGGAUUACUUAUGCACUGUCCAUCCUAAACUUGUUGAGUAAGCCAGGCUGAGAAAUCAUUACCCUUGCGUCCCAAAGGUUGGAUCAUUAGUGGAUUGGAUCAACAUGUGACGUUUUUUUGUUUGAAUAUCAUAGUUGUUUCCUAUUCAGAACCGUUAUGCCCUAAAAUUUAUAAAUAAUAAUAAAUGAUAAUCUUGUUGUUCUACUAUAAACCUCAUUGAGAUAUACAUCUUCAAAUAUUUUAACCUGUAAGUGAUUGCUUAAAUGUUUUCGCUGCACAUUAAUGCCUACUGAGAAUUUUUAGAAUAUAAAAAAAAUUUACUGCACAUACAAUUGUGUUACCUGGAGAGCUUUUUAUCCCAAAAUGAAUUAUUCGAUGGUUGUAAGUUCUCAUUGAAGCAUCAAAAACAGAAACAAAUUUUUCACAAGUAAAUUUUAUUUAAAAACUCAAUUCAGAAACAAAUAAAAUACUAAACUGUAAAUUUGAAUUAGUUUGUUUUUGCCUAUCUUUAAGACAUGUUGAUUUUUAAUAUUUUUCACUGCCCUUUCUGAUCAACCAAAAAAGUCUAUUUGACUAUUUAUAGUAACACUGUAAGGGUACAUACGCAACUGAUAAUUAACUAGUAAACACGACUGAUUAACAAUUCUUCAGUUUUAAAAAAUAACUACAAACAAAUUAAACGAAGGACUCGAUAUUGACCAAGAGUAUAUUUUUUACACGCAAAUGUAAAUUUUGUAGAGUAAAAAUUAUAAAAAAAUUAAUUAGUAGUUAAGUUCAAAAGCGCCCUCUAUGAAUUAGGUUAAAACUAAUGCCGAAUUCCGAAUCUUCAUUUUUCAAAACGCAGUAAAUCUGAUAUUGUUGUGUUGUAAUUUUUUGAAAAGAACGGUUUACUUUCAACGUCAACAUCUUAAGGUCUAACGUUUGCCACCACAUUUGUUUGUUAAAUAUUGAAUUGUAAUAUUACACCCUAUAUGUUGGUCGAGUGUUUAAUCAAUAUCUGUAACAAUUUUGUCAGCUUAGGAACUAGACAUGUCACACUAUAAUUUUUUUCUUACACUUUUGUACUGCGUUCACGUCCUCAACUCAUUCUUCGUCAUAGUUAAUUAUAUACAACACCGUAAUAUAUCUAGUUUAUUAUUUGUUUUAUAAAAAAGUUUAAAUACAAAAAUUAUAAAUAAGACUAAAUGAAACAAUUUAAAAUCAUUUUCAAAUAUACAUGUUGUAACCCAAACUUAUAUAUUUUUAAAUGAAACUCGCUGAAUUUUAUAGCAUCAGUAGAUACUCCCUUUUAUACUCAAUCACCCAAUGUAGGGUUGUUAUGGGUUAUACUCUAUACCGAGUGUUUUCGGAUUUAUUAUUUAUUAAUGAUUUGUUUCGAGUUUAAUAAAUUAUUUCAGCAUUACAUUAUCCGAAAUAAUUAUGGUGCAUUCGUCGCUGUGGACUUUUCACAUUCAAGUAAUAUUUAUUUUUUGUUCUCAAUCUCGUGAUAUUUUCGCACGGUUUGAAAAUAUUCAGUAUUUUGUUAGUAAAAAUGAGUAUAUCUCAAAAAAUACUAAGUUUAGGUAUAGGGCAUGCUUAAUGAAAUUGAAUUUUGAAAUUUUUUACGAAAAUUAUUUUUUUAAUUUUUACUCACCCUGUAUAUUACAAUUGGAACUCACUUGAAGAUAUUUAUAUUAUAAUGAUUAACUUUUAUAUUAUAAUAAUUGUACCACUUUAUAAAAUUGUUGGUAUAAUAAAAUUACAGCUGUCCGAAACGGCGCCAAAAAUAUAGGGUGUUAAACACAGGGUAUUUUUGACGAAAAAAUGGCCAUAAAUCCGAAGACGCUCAGUAUAGACCAUAAUUGAUAAUUCAGUAUAAAAAGUAGUAAAACAAAUAAUAAAUGAGAUAUAUUACUUUGACACACUAUUUGAACGCUCUGUAUAUACUUGACGGAAUUUUCGGUUAGCUUAGUUAUUCGAAUUAACAUGUAACCAGAGGGCUAAAACGGGAAAGCUUGAUUUGCAAGAAAAAUUUAACACCUAGUAUGAAUAAGGAUAAAAUGACACAUGAAAAGUUUUUCAAGAGGCUUAAACAUUAAAACAAGAAAGGUAUUUAUUAACUAGCUUUCAUAAUUUAAAUUUCUAAAAGAAAACACUUGGUAACAGACGCAAAUAUUACUUUUUUAUGGAACUGAAAUACGAAGACAUUUUUAAAUAUAUUUUCGGUUAUUUUUUUCGCGAAGUUUAUGAGCCAUUUUCAUUAAUUAUUUAUUUAAAAAAAAAAACAAAAAGAAAAUAUUUUGAAACACUGUAAUAGAAAGGAUGCUUUCUGUACGACCUUUUUGGCUUAAGGUUCUUUAUAACUUAAAAUCCUGCUAAAAUUGGAACCACCUUGUACAUAAUACCGCCGUUGUCUACAUUUUACAUACCUAAUCAAACCAUUGUACAAUUUGUUGGUCUGGCUAGUUCAUGGAAGAAACAAACAAGAUUAUGUUUAUAUUGCUUUAUAUGUUAUUCUGUUUUCAUGUAGUUCCUGGGGUAAAUUUGGUAAUUUUUUUCUAAUAAAAUCUUGUUCUCUGGUGUUGACAUGUGUCCCUGGAUCUCGAAAGUCAAGGCGCGCGUAGGAAUUUGAAUAUUUUUUUUAAUUUUUAAAUCUCAGUUCACCCAUUACCUAAUUAUAAUUUCAAAAUCAAUUACAAAUUUACCUACAUAAAGGGUUUCAAAACUGAAGAAUAAGAAUAUGAGAAAACAAAGUUAAUUUUUUUGUAUAAAACGUGAUUUUUAAAAUUUUUCUAAAUGGCGGUAUAGUAUUAAAGCGCGGACGCUUCAAAUUUUGAGAGGUAUUAUUCUUUUUUUUUACUGGUUUUUAUAAACAAUCACAAUACAUACAUACAAAUGGAUUUUUGAUAGCGCCCCAUAUCUGAAGUUGAAGGGAGUUACUCAAUUUUAGUUUGAGGUGCGGAUAAAUGUGGAUAUCCAAAAAAUCUAAGUUACAUAAAUUUUCAAGAGAAUUGGUACUGUGAAAUAUGUUCAGAAAAUGUAAUAAAUAUUUACAGGUUUCUGUUGUAUGUUAUGCAGAUGCAACAAUAGAUUUUAGGAUUUUUGAAAUGAAAAUAAUACACUUCAGCUUUGAACCCCUCACAGUUUCAUAACAAACGAAUAACUUUCCGCAUAAAAAAAGCUUCAAAAAGAUUGCCGAAAUACUUUAUAUAAACGGAUGGUAAUAAUGAUUUGUAUAUAUUUUUAUUCCAUCUGCGACUCAAGAAAACUUAUUAAAUUUAAUAAAAUGUCUUAUAACAUUACACAUUUUCUGCAUCAGAAAGUUGUAAUUUAGUUUUAGUAUAGUCAGUGUAUAUAAGCUCGUAAACGUUUGUAUAUGAUAAUGUAAUAUACAUAUACAUUUUCCUAUUAUUCUGGGUUGUUACCAAAAUUCAAUUCAAUUGAAUUUUAAUUAGGUGAUAUAUAGAUAUUUUUUUUACAAAAACAAGAUUUUGAACUCUGAUCACAAAUGCAAUAGCAAAACUAAUGGCAGCAGAAUUUGUUUAGCUGAUUAUCUAAAAGAUCUUUAAAAAAUUAAUUAAAGCGCGUAACACAUUUUACGGUACUCUUCACUUUUCUUUAGGUGUAUAGAAAAUUUAUUACGUUUUAUUUAAGUUAGUGAUACACCUAAAACCAAAGAGUGACCUAGGUUUAGGUCUACAGUAUAGGAUUUGGUUUAUGUGGAAUAUUUAUUUUCCACAUGAAUUUUUUUGUUGUAAAUAUUAAUUAGCUUUAGUAUUACUUGUAGUUAAAUUAGACGAUAGUUUUGACCGUCAGUCGUUAUAGUUUGUCAACAAAAACGUGUCUGGUGUAAA